Molecule: messenger RNA, 855 nt
Organism: Lemur catta (Ring-tailed lemur)
Lineage: Eukaryota; Metazoa; Chordata; Mammalia; Primates; Lemuridae
Exons: 4
Coding region: 1-855 (284 amino acids)
Source: RefSeq, a predicted model, not a curated record
AUGCCCUCCCCGCCGCCCGGCAUCCCGCCUCGGGGUGGCCCGUCCCCCCGCCGCCUCUUUCCCGCAUACCCCGCAGGGGCUUGUCCUCCCGGCUGGGGCCGGGGUUCCGGGGAGCGCGGUUGGGGGUGGGCGACCCACGCUGCGGCGGCCGUGGGCGGUGAGGGGCCCGCGUGCCGCCCCCUGUCCCGGGGGUGGGGUGGCCGCGCGGGCCCUGUGGGGGCGGCUGUCCGGCCGCCGCGGACCUCUCCCCAGCCGCAGGGGUGGAGGGGGUCGUUCGGUCCGGGCUCUGCCUGCCUUCACUGCCCUCCUGCUUUCCCGAGAGUCGAGGUCGACCAGAAGGUCGGCUGUCGGCGGGGCGCGAGGCGCAGGGUCCCGGUCCCGGUCCCGGUCCCCGUCGGGGUAGAGCGAAAAGGUCUCACGGUGUCGGGCUCACGCUUCCGCCCCAGCCGCGGUCCACGGGGUCGACCAGAUGUCCUCGUCACCGGUCACAGUCUCUGCUGGAGGCUGGAAUCGGCCCAUGCGGCCUCGUCGACCCUGGGGGUCUCCGGGAAAACAGCGCUCUUCCUCCCUGGGAGAGAGCUCUGCAGCUGCAGCUUCUUGACUCCCUCUGAAUUCCUUACUACGUGCCCAAAGAUGGGUGAUGUGUGGACGAAACGCAGUGUGAGGGAGAAGACACGUCUCACACGUGGGCGUGAAGACCCAAUCAUCACGCUUCUGAGCUACAAAUGGAUCUGUGCUUUCUGGUCAGAUGCUGAUCCCUUCGAUUCACAGAUUCAGAUACAUCAUUCAACAACAGAAUGCAUGGUGCUCCUUAUCAUCUUAGAUACUGUCAACAGAAAGCAUUUCAGUGGAUAA